UUGGUUGAUAAUUUGCCGAAUGUGAUAUAAUUUGCAAUACUCUAUUCCGACAGGUGGCGGUAAUACAUCUCAAUGUCAGACGUCAAACCUCUUUAACGUGGGAAGAAGAGGUUUUCCACCAAUCACUUGUCGCGGCUCACAAUUCAAACCGUCAAUUGAGGAAGAAGUGAGCUUAAUUAAAACGGUAAUUUCAGAGCAAACAAACAAAAAAAGCUCUUCGCGAAGAUUAAAGUAUGUCGGUAGGUCAAACUGUGGUUUGCUUUUAAGUAUACCGCCAGACUACAGACACUCAAGUUAGCCCGAUGGGUGCUAACUAGCGAGCUAAAUUAACUAGCAAGCUCAUCUUUAGCUUAGCCGUUUGUUUUGAGUCGGGGGGAUAACUUCAGAAGCCCAUGGCGAGAGAACGAGUCCUAAAGAAGUCCUUCCAGCAAAGCCUGGAGGACAUUAAAGAGAGGAUGAAGGAAAAGAGGACCAAACGGCUGGCCAGUGUCUCAAUCCCCAGCAGAGGACGAUCCAGAAUGAUCAGCAGAACCACUGGGGAUAACAACAGAUAUACCAUCUUAAAAGGAGUCCAGGCAAACAACAAGGCUUUGGCCAUUGCCCUACAAGCAGAGAAGGAGAAAGUACGACAGGCUAAUGCAGUGAUCCUGCAGCUGAAGAGGGAACAACAGGCCAUUUUCCUUCAUCUACUGCUGCUCAAGAGGAAGCUCAAAGAACAGGAAGCUCUGGAAGCAAAUGCUUUAGAUUCUAAUCCUACAAACAUCCUUGUGCAAGAAAACCUUCAAGAUUCACCAAGGAAAAAACGGAUCAGCCAGGCACUUGAACAGGCUGUGACGUAUGACACGUCAACCGCCUAUAAAGAUCCUCAGGUCCCUAAUAAAUAUGAACAACAUGACUUUGAACAACAGUUUAUCUUGCCUCCUACCGUGGGGGUGAGGCGACAGCAUGCUGAUAGACAAAGCAGGAGGAGGUCCGAGCAUGUCCGAGAACGGAGGUCGUUGAGUGAAGUGGAGCCCGUUUUACCUUUGGAAGCUGUUGCAGAUGUUCCUGCAGGCUUGGAAACUUUAACAGCAAGUCCUAUUUACAGUGACAGUAGAAAGCACAAACAAACACAGCAGGAAGGGGGAUCAGAAUUGACAGAUCCCACCGGGUCGGGCGAGUUUCAGCACUCUACCCCAGAGCAUGUCCCACCUAAAGCUGUCAAACAGCAGCCUUCCAGGAAACAAACUCAGCUGCAGCCUCAUACCAAACCAGAAGUGACUGUUCAGAAAUCUGAGAGAGGUCGCAAACCAGACCGUGCACCACUAAAAAAACCUUGGGAGAAUCCCAAACCCAGGGCCCGCUCUAAAAGACGGAACAAGUCAGCCACACAGACUAAAACAGCCCCUCUGCUGCAGGGUAAUAAGCUCAACACUUCCGUAGGAUGUAAUGACACGUUUGAUUUCGACUGUGAAGAGAGUGUUCACCUCACACCCUUCAGGGCCAAGGCUGAGGAAACUCAGGCGGCCGAGUCAGUCUGUGAAGUGGCUCCACAGAGAUCCCCGACCCCAACAGAGCCUCAGCUUGUCCUUUCCAAAGAGGAUGACUCCAGCCUGUGUUCACCAAGUUCUGAGUCAGAGGGCAGCAUUUAUGUUCCCCAGAGGGCUCGAAGAAGACAAAGUUCCCCUGAAAAAGCCAAAGUGAUCACGACUCGUAGAAGCCGGCUGUCUACAGUAACCAGGAGGAAAGAAAAUGUCCCUUCAAAACAGGAGAUCACUGUCUUUAGGGAUGAGGCAAGCCCUAAGAGUGUAGAACCUGAGAAAGAAGUGCGUGUCCUGAAGUCCACUAACUGUGUUGCUGAAAGUCCUGACCCAGUCAGGUUGGGACAGGAAAAUCAUAAUGAAAUGGCGAUGGAUGGUUUGCUCCCCGUCAGUCCUCUAGUUGAAGCUGAGAUGAUGCGAAUAGACAACGUCCUGUCUAAUUUUGAAAAUUCCUCCAGUAACGCUCCACCUCAUUUGCCCAGACAAACAGCCUGCAUGGUCAAGACGGGCAACAAGCGUGGGCUUGGUGUAAGGACAGCAGGGCGGGGCUUGAGUCUAUGUGAUGUGACCAAUCUGUCCCCUGCAGCAUACCGUCGGUUUCCUUCCACCGGGUCACGCCCCUCUGAUGCCCGAUGUUCCACCCCGAUCCCUGCACGCAAGCGGCGCUGCACCACGAUGGUGGACUACAAAGAGCCCUCUUUAAAUGCGAAACUUCGGCGAGGAGACAAGUUUACAGACUUGCAGUUCCUCCGCUCUCCUAUUUUCAAGCAAAAGUCUGGCAGGAGGUCAGCGCAGAAAUCAAGAGAGUCGAUGAAAAGCCAGCAGUCAUUUGAGAAAUUCAAUGAGUCAUUUGUUGGAUGCUGCUGAAAGCAGAAGCUUUGUCCUCUGAACUCUUCAGUAUUGGCUGAUAUUAUGUACAUUAAUAUGAGUUUGAGAAGGGAUUUUUGUAAUUCUUUGUCUUAAAUCUUUUCAGACUUCCCCACAAACGUAGCUUUAGUCAUUCCUCAUCAUCACUGAAUAUGUGCCGAGAAUUUUUUAUUUUUUUUAAUUCUGUCACGUAUUCUACUUGGAAAACUGUGACUUUCAUAUUUUAAUUGCAUGUAGUCGCUUAAUGUUUCUCCAGCUGCAUCUUUUAGCAAUCCUCUACGACAAACGAUUGACAAUAAAUUUAAUUUCCUCUGUUAAUUCAUACUUAUUUGUGAGAGAAUGAAUUGUGUCUCUGGGU
Molecule: messenger RNA, 2745 nt
Organism: Thalassophryne amazonica
Lineage: Eukaryota; Metazoa; Chordata; Actinopteri; Batrachoidiformes; Batrachoididae
Gene: sgo1
Product: shugoshin 1
Exons: 9
Coding region: 393-2387 (664 amino acids)
Biological process (GO): meiotic chromosome segregation
Cellular component (GO): chromosome, centromeric region; nucleus
Source: RefSeq, a predicted model, not a curated record